AUGGUCACUACGGGUAGAAUUGUAAUUGGAUACCCCAAAUCCCCCACCGCCUCCUCCCGCCGCGCACUCGGCCCCCUUCGCCGUGCCUUGCCGCGUCGCCCUCGCCCUUUGCCCCGACACCGCCUCCGCCACGCCGCGCUGCCCUCGCCCGCGUCCUUGCCGGCGUUCCCGGCCGCGGUGUUCGACGUGCCAGUGCUGGGGAGGCUGGUGCUGCGGGUGCCGGCGCUGUUCUGUGGGCUGGCGCGGCUGUGCUGCACGCAGGGGUUAGAGGGCGAGGAGGCCGAGGCCCACCGGGCGGCGAUGCAGGAGGAGGGGAAGACACAUGGGGUGAUUGAGGCUUGGAAGGCGAUGAAUCACAGCUUUCAGCUGGGGAAAUGGAGGGGUUCUUCAGACGAGGUGAGGCGGCUGCCGAAGAUGGUGCUGUGGUCAGGUUCUUGGUCAGAUAUGUGGAUUGAUGAGGGGAAGAAGGUGGCUGCUGCAUUGCCGGAUGCCAAAUUUGUCUACCAUUCUGGCGGCCGAUGGCCUCAGGAGGAUGCCUCUGCGGAAAUAUCAGGGCUGAUAGUAGAGUUUGUGACCUCUUCUGAAGAAGCAUCUGAUGGUCGAAUUGAGUAGCCAGCUUGUUAUAUGACAUCCUAUGAGUUCACCGCCAUGGUCAAGGAUCAAGAUCUUGGAUUUGAAAAUGCCUUAUGUGCAUACAUAUGGCUCAUUCAAACAAGGAGAUGGCUCUGCCUCGGACAAUUUGGUAGCCCCUGCUGCUAGCAUGAAACACUUACCUAAGUGCAGACAUCAUGUUCAUGUACGAUAUCUUAAGGGAUAGUUUAACAGAUGCAGCCAUAGAACUCUUGUGUUCAUCUUGAAGUUGAUGCAGUGAUGAGUAUUAUUAGUUAAGUCUUUUUGUCAGAAGAGUUUCUGCUUGUGGCAUCUGUACUGAGUUUUGACUUGUACUGGUGUACUUUUUGUUGUC
Panicum virgatum (switchgrass) is the source of this 964-nucleotide messenger RNA. RefSeq names its product protein AUXIN RESPONSE 4-like. The transcript is spliced from 3 exons. Bases 1 to 612 code for a protein of 203 amino acids. NCBI's taxonomy places the organism in Eukaryota, Viridiplantae, Streptophyta, Magnoliopsida, Poales, Poaceae. The record is from RefSeq and is a predicted model, not a curated record.